This is a messenger RNA of Equus quagga, 2592 nucleotides long. It is a transcript of the gene NLGN1, whose product is annotated as neuroligin 1. Gene Ontology annotation, biological process: postsynaptic membrane assembly; neuron cell-cell adhesion; presynaptic membrane assembly. The record is from RefSeq and is a predicted model, not a curated record. Bases 1 to 2592 code for a protein of 863 amino acids. The transcript has 7 exons. Gene Ontology annotation, molecular function: signaling receptor activity; neurexin family protein binding. Lineage: Eukaryota; Metazoa; Chordata; Mammalia; Perissodactyla; Equidae. Gene Ontology annotation, cellular component: cell surface; synapse; postsynaptic specialization membrane.
AUGGCACUGCCCAGAUGCACGUGGCCAAAUUACGUUUGGAGAGCAGUGAUAGCGUGCUUGGUACACAGGGGAUUGGGUGCUUCAUUGACUCUCUGUGUCUUGGGAUGUUUGCUUCAGGCUGCCCAUGUGCUCUCACAAAAAUUGGAUGAUGCAGACCCGUUGGUGACUACCAACUUUGGCAAGAUAAGAGGGAUUAAGAAAGAGCUCAAUAAUGAAAUUUUGGGGCCCGUUAUUCAGUUUCUUGGGGUUCCGUAUGCAGCCCCACCAACAGGGGAACAUCGUUUUCAGCCUCCAGAGCCACCAUCUCCCUGGUCAGAUAUCAGGAAUGCCACUCAAUUUGCUCCUGUGUGUCCCCAGAAUAUCAUUGAUGGCAGAUUGCCUGAAGUCAUGCUUCCUGUCUGGUUUACUAAUAACUUGGAUGUGAUUUCAUCGUAUGUACAAGACCAGAGUGAAGAUUGCCUAUAUUUAAACAUUUAUGUCCCAACUGAGGAUGUAAAAAGAAUAUCCAAGGAAUGUGCCAGAAAGCCCGGCAAGAAAAUAUGUAGAAAAGGAGGUCCCCUUACAAAGAAACAGACAGAUGAUUUAGGUGAUAAUGACGGUGCUGAAGAUGAAGAUAUUCGGGACAGUGGGGGUCCCAAACCAGUGAUGGUGUAUAUCCAUGGUGGCUCCUAUAUGGAAGGUACUGGAAAUUUAUAUGAUGGGAGUGUCUUGGCAAGUUAUGGCAAUGUGAUCGUCAUCACAGUCAACUACCGACUCGGGGUGCUUGGUUUCUUGAGCACAGGGGAUCAGGCUGCAAAAGGAAACUAUGGACUCCUUGAUCUCAUACAAGCUCUAAGAUGGACUAGUGAGAACAUUGGAUUCUUUGGUGGUGACCCCUUAAGAAUCACUGUUUUUGGAUCUGGUGCUGGGGGUUCAUGUGUCAAUCUGCUGACUUUAUCCCAUUAUUCUGAAGGUAACCGUUGGAGCAAUUCAACCAAAGGACUUUUUCAACGAGCAAUAGCUCAAAGUGGAACAGCCCUUUCCAGCUGGGCUGUUAGUUUCCAACCCGCAAAAUAUGCUAGAAUGUUGGCCACAAAAGUUGGUUGCAAUGUUUCUGAUACAGUAGAGUUAGUGGAAUGCCUACAGAAGAAGCCUUACAAAGAACUUGUUGACCAAGAUAUUCAACCAGCGCGAUACCACAUAGCCUUUGGACCUGUGAUUGAUGGUGAUGUAAUACCAGAUGACCCUCAGAUAUUGAUGGAACAAGGAGAGUUUCUCAACUAUGAUAUAAUGUUAGGAGUUAACCAAGGGGAAGGGUUAAAAUUUGUUGAAAAUAUAGUAGAUAGUGAUGAUGGUAUUUCAGCUAGUGAUUUUGACUUUGCUGUUUCCAAUUUUGUUGAUAAUUUAUAUGGAUAUCCUGAAGGCAAAGAUGUUUUGAGAGAAACCAUUAAAUUCAUGUAUACUGACUGGGCUGACCGUCAUAACCCUGAAACCAGAAGGAAGACAUUAUUGGCUUUGUUUACGGACCAUCAGUGGGUGGCACCAGCUGUAGCUACAGCAGAUCUUCACUCAAACUUUGGUUCGCCUACGUAUUUCUAUGCCUUUUACCAUCAUUGCCAAACAGAUCAGGUUCCAGCUUGGGCUGAUGCAGCUCACGGAGAUGAGGUUCCUUACGUACUAGGAAUCCCCAUGAUUGGGCCUACAGAGUUAUUUCCUUGCAAUUUCUCCAAAAAUGAUGUGAUGCUGAGUGCAGUCGUAAUGACAUACUGGACAAAUUUUGCUAAAACUGGUGACCCAAAUCAACCAGUCCCUCAAGACACAAAAUUCAUCCAUACCAAACCCAACCGCUUUGAAGAAGUAGCAUGGACCAGAUAUUCCCAGAAAGAUCAACUUUAUCUCCAUAUUGGAUUAAAACCGAGAGUUAAAGAACAUUACAGAGCCAAUAAGGUGAACCUCUGGUUGGAGCUGGUACCUCAUCUGCAUAAUCUUAAUGACAUUUCUCAGUAUACCUCGACAACAACUAAAGUGCCAUCAACUGAUAUCACGUUCAGGCCUACGAGAAAAAAUUCUGUACCUGUCACAUCAGCCUUUCCCACUGCCAAGCAGGAUGACCCCAAACAACAACCGAGUCCAUUUUCAGUGGAUCAAAGGGACUACUCAACAGAGCUGAGCGUCACAAUUGCAGUUGGAGCAUCACUGCUAUUUCUGAACAUCUUGGCCUUUGCAGCCCUGUACUACAAAAAGGAUAAGAGGAGACAUGAUGUUCACAGGAGAUGCAGCCCUCAGCGCACUACUACCAAUGAUCUGACCCAUGCACAAGAAGAGGAGAUCAUGUCCCUCCAGAUGAAGCACACUGAUUUGGAUCAUGAAUGUGAGUCCAUCCAUCCACAUGAGGUGGUUCUUCGGACCGCCUGCCCCCCAGAUUACACACUAGCUAUGAGGAGGUCACCUGACGAUGUUCCCUUAAUGACACCCAACACCAUUACAAUGAUUCCCAAUACUAUACCAGGGAUUCAACCCUUACACACAUUCAAUACAUUUACUGGAGGACAGAACAAUACUCUGCCCCAUCCCCAUCCCCACCCCCAUUCACAUUCAACAACCAGGGUAUAG